This is a messenger RNA of Vanessa atalanta (red admiral), 2270 nucleotides long. RefSeq names its product cysteine sulfinic acid decarboxylase (gene black). Gene Ontology annotation, cellular component: cytoplasm. Bases 135 to 1661 code for a protein of 508 amino acids. Gene Ontology annotation, molecular function: pyridoxal phosphate binding; carboxy-lyase activity. Gene Ontology annotation, biological process: carboxylic acid metabolic process. NCBI's taxonomy places the organism in Eukaryota, Metazoa, Arthropoda, Insecta, Lepidoptera, Nymphalidae. The transcript is spliced from 4 exons. The record is from RefSeq and is a predicted model, not a curated record.
CGCUGAGCGACGGGCCAAAAUUGCACUACUGAUGGCAGCGGCCGCCCGCAACCGCCAAAUAGAUAUAGAGCAUAAAAGUUUAUUAUAAUUCAAUGGUAAAGUUUACACGAUUGUAAUUUAAAUAAAUUUAUAAAAUGCCUGCCGAUUCUAACAUUAUUGUAACGGGGGAUGAGAGAGAAAACACGAUACUAUUCCAAAGUCUCCCAGAGAGAUCGAAACAUGAAGAUUUUUUUAGACGGGCGGUUGAUCUGUUGGUGGAGCGAGUAGUUUUCGGCAGAGCUUCUAGGAGUUCGAAGGUUGUGGAGUGGGCAGCUCCUGAAGAUAUCAAGAAGGCUAUAGAUUUGAAGCCUCGGGAUGGACCUGCGACUCAUGACGAGCUCCUGGCAUUCAUGGCUGAUGUCGCCCGCUAUUCUGUUAACACAGCGCACCCAUACUUCGUCAACCAGCUUUUCUCAUCCGUUGAUCCUUACGGUCUUAUUGGCCAGUGGUUGACUGAUGCUCUCAAUCCUAGCGUAUAUACUUUCGAAGUUGCUCCGGUUUUUACCCUUAUGGAGGAAGAGGUUUUACGAGAGAUGAGAGCGAUCGUUGGAUGGAAUGGGGAAGGUGAUGGGAUCUUUUGUCCAGGCGGUUCUAUAGCUAACGGAUAUGCUAUAAGUUGUGCCCGAUACCAUUUCUAUCCAGAAACCAAGAGCAAAGGUGUUUACGCAGUACCGAAUUUAGUGAUCUUCACGUCUGAGCUUGCUCAUUAUUCAACGAGAAAAAUGGCCGCCUUUAUGGGUAUCGGUAACGACAACUGUAUUGCGAUAAAAUCCGACGAAUUGGGUAAAAUGGACGUGGAAGAUUUGGAAAAGAAAAUCAACGAAACAAUUGAAAACGGUUCUACGCCGUUUAUGGUCACUGUCACGUCUGGUACAACUGUGUUUGGAGCCUUUGAUCCAAUAGUGCCUGUGGCUAAUCUGUGCAAGAAGUACAGUCUUUGGUUGCACGUAGACGCGGCUUGGGGAGGGGGUGCUCUGAUGUCGAAAAAACAUAGACAUCUUUUAAAUGGUAUUGAAUUGGCGGAUUCUGUUACAUGGAAUCCACACAAGCUGUUAGCUGCACCACAACAAUGCUCCACUUUUCUGACAAAACACAAACGAGUUCUCGAAGAAGGACACUCAUCCAAUGCAAAAUAUCUCUUCCAAAAAGAUAAAUUUUACGAUACUUCAUAUGACACUGGCGACAAACAUAUUCAGUGCGGACGAAGAGCUGACGUUUUGAAAUUCUGGUUUAUGUGGAAGGCGAAAGGUACCGAAGGUUUUGAGAAACAUAUCGACAAACUAUUCGAUAAUGCUAAAUUCUUCCUUGAGCAUAUUAAACACAGAGAGGGCUUUCGGCUCGUUCUCGAGAAGCCAGAGUGUACUAAUAUCAUGUUCUGGUACGUUCCUAAGUGUCUUCGAGGUUGUGAAAACGACCCAACCUACAAUGAAAGGUUGCAUAAGGUCGCACCGAAAAUAAAAGAACGAAUGAUAAAAGAAGGGAGUAUGAUGGUCACGUAUCAACCACAAGGUGAUCUCGUGAAUUUUUUCCGCAUAGUUUUUCAAAACUCAGCGCUUGAUCACAAGGAUAUGGUCUACUUCGCUAACGAGUUCGAACGCCUAGGAUCGGAUAUAGUCGUCUAGAUUACUUAGAUAUAAACAAUGUUUGAAUAAUCUUGCAUUAUCCAACGUGUAAUGUUAUUUCAUCAUUUAGCCUGUGAUUUAUAUUUAUAAAUGUUUUUUUUUUUUUUAAUUUGUAAAAAUAAAAUUACCAUAUCUUGCAUUAUAUCAAUUAGUGUAUAAUAUGAUAUUAAAACAUAUUUAUUGCGAAAAUUGUCUGUUAAUAUAUUCACAUUCGUAAGAUUACAUUAAAGUACAAAAUUAAAAGUUUUAAUUGUAUUUUCAUCUGCGAUUUUUAAUCUGUGCAAUAUUCAUGCAUAUUUUAAAUGAUAUAUUUAUUCUAAGUUAAUCAUUUAAUAGAAAAACUUACAGUAAUGAAAGAUAGUUGAUAGAAGAUUAAGUUAAAUCUGCUGUUAGUGGUAGUUGCUGCGUAAUUUAAACUUCUAUAAAACCGUUAAACACGAUAAAAGCGAAUGACCAAUAAGUACUUUUGCUAAGUAGGUUAAAAGCGAGCUAUUUAUGUAGAAGUAUAAUUUUAAUGUCAUACGAUCAUUGCUAUAGAAUUAAAUUUAAUAUUGACCAUUAAGUAAAUAGUUCUAAACUUGAACUUAAUUUUAUUUCGACGCAUGUCAA